Messenger RNA from Symsagittifera roscoffensis, 1341 nucleotides. RefSeq names its product interferon-inducible GTPase 5-like. Gene Ontology annotation, molecular function: GTP binding. NCBI's taxonomy places the organism in Eukaryota, Metazoa, Xenacoelomorpha, Acoela, Convolutidae. Gene Ontology annotation, cellular component: membrane. The record is from RefSeq and is a predicted model, not a curated record. The transcript has a single exon. The coding region runs from base 1 to 1341 and encodes 446 amino acids.
AUGGCUUCUGAUACUUUACCGAAUGAUCUGAACAUAGAUACUGCACAGCUGAAUCAAGAAACUUUACAUUACAAUAACGUGACAGUUGCGCAGAACGGUGAACCUUCUCGGAUAAAUGAGGCCCAGUUGGCAGACCUGAAUAGAUGGAAAGAAGAAACCAUCAACAUCGCAAUCAUCGGACCAUCUCGACAAGGUAAAUCUUCCUUUAUUAAUGCCCUUAUUGGAAAAGAAAUAGCGGAAGUUGGAGUUUUGGGACCAACCACGAUGAAAGUACAGAAAAUUGAAAAUCCAGAUUUCCCCAAUUUUGUUUUCUGGGACCUUCCUGGAAUCGACGGAGACAAGUUCAAACGGGAGACUUACUUCAAAGACAUUGAACUGGAUGAGCACGAGUACGAUUUGUACAUCAUAGUCACCAAAGAAAUGCUCGGAGACAGUGAGUUUUUUGUCGCCGCAGAAUUGGCUGCGAGAGGUAAAUUGUUCUACCUGGUGCGCACCCAUGUUGAUGAAACGGUAGCAAAGUUAGUGAAAAAGAAGAAACCUAAAAUCAGUGAAGACGAUGCAGUUGCUGAAAUUCGGAAACUCCUUGAGAAACAACUCCAGAAAAAUUGUUUUGACCCACAACUCCACAAAGUGUUCCUUGUGAAUGUUGAAGAGCCCCUCGAAUCGAUGCAGCACUUCGACAUGGUUCUAUUGGUUGAAACCAUUUGUAAGCGUGGGUUUGCUUCUGAAACAAAAACUACUGCGUUUCUCUUCUCAAUCAAAAUCCGUGGACCCCAAAUGGUACAAGAAAUGUAUAUUGAGUUGAGCAAACGAAUAAAAAUUGUUGCAACGGCCUCAGCAGCUGGUGGAGCCCAGCCUAUUCCAAUAGCAGGAGCUUUGCUGGAUGCGAAGCUAAUAUACAAUGAAAUCAAUCUCUAUUUACAAAAGUUCGGUUUAACCAAAACUUCUAUAGCUGAAAUAGAGUUGAAGGCAAACAAAGAACCAGAAAUCAUCGAGACAAAGCUAACUGAGCUACUUUCAACCAAAAACAGAGCAAUUUCAUUGGUUCGGGAGGACUCUCAUUGGUCCAGCGCAAAGAACUUGUCGUAUGACCUUUUGAUUACAUUACUGAAAAGCUUAAGUCUAAUUGCCGUGUCUGAAUCGAUUGAAGGAUUCAUGGCCUUGGCGGUGCCCAUUGUGGGACCAGCAGCUGCCGGAGGCUUGUCAUUUGUGACAACUCUGGUUCAACUUAAGGUCAUUUUGAGAAGUGUGCGGGAUGUGGCCGUGGAAGUGCAGAAGUGGAUCGCAGAUAAAGAAUUAGAUAGAGACCCAGACCCCUCCGAGGACCCCAAUUUCCUGUAA